This is a messenger RNA of Microcebus murinus (gray mouse lemur), 2627 nucleotides long. NCBI's taxonomy places the organism in Eukaryota, Metazoa, Chordata, Mammalia, Primates, Cheirogaleidae. The record is from RefSeq and is a predicted model, not a curated record.
GGGGCGGGCUUUUGAUGAAGGGACAGGAGUGGGAAAGAUGGCGGCGGUUCUGGGACCCUCUGGGUGGUGGCAGCGGUGGCGGCGACGUUUGUCGGCUCGGGAUUGGUCCAGGAUGUUGCUCCUUCUUCUUUUGUUGGGGUCUGGGCAGGGGCCACAGCAAGUCGGGGCGGGUCAAACGUUCGAGUACUUGAAAAGGGAGCACUCGCUGUCGAAGCCCUACCAGGGUGUGGGCACAGGCGGUUCCUCACUGUGGAAUUUGAUGGGCAAUGCUAUGGUGAUGACCCAGUAUAUCCGCCUUACCCCGGAUAUGCAAAGUAAACAGGGUGCCUUGUGGAAUCGGGUGCUACAUUGUCUUCCUUGAGGUAUGGCGGCAAGAAGUGAAUGCAGUAUUCCUGGUGUGGCUGCACUGUGAUUUUGUACAAGUCCAUGUUUCCUUAGAGACUGGGAGUUGCAGGUGCACUUCAAAAUCCAUGGACAAGGGAAGAAGAAUCUGCAUGGGGAUGGCUUGGCAAUCUGGUACACAAAGGAUCGGAUGCAGCCAGGGCCUGUCUUUGGAAACAUGGACAAAUUUGUGGGGCUGGGAGUGUUUAUAGACACCUACCCCAAUGAGGAGAAGCAGCAAGAGGACCAAGUUUUGAAGAGUUGUGUUCCUAUUGAAGAGUCUGGACUUGAUUCUAAGGUGACAGUGAAAGAGGGAGAGAGGAAGAAGAAAGCAAGAGCCCGUGCUCCAGAAGACACUUGGCUCUGGGCCCAGAAGAGGCGAUAUUCUCCAGGAGUUCAGCGAGUAUUCCCCUACGUCUCAGCCAUGGUGAACAACGGCUCCCUCAGCUAUGAUCACGAGCGGGAUGGACGGCCUACAGAGUUGGGGGGCUGUACAGCCAUUGUCCGCAAUCUCCAUUACGACACCUUCCUUGUGAUUCGCUAUGUCAAGAGGCAUUUAACGAUUAUGAUGGACAUUGAUGGCAAGCAUGAGUGGAGGGACUGCAUUGAGGUGCCUGGGGUCCGUCUGCCCCGUGGCUACUACUUCGGCACCUCCUCCAUCACUGGGGAUCUCUCGGAUAAUCAUGAUGUCAUUUCCCUAAAGUUGUUUGAGCUGACAGUAGAAAGAACCCCAGAAGAGGAGAAGCUGCAUCGAGAUGUGUUCUUACCCUCGGUGGACAACAUGAAGUUGCCUGAGAUGACAGCUCCACUGCCGCCCCUGAGUGGCCUGGCCCUCUUUCUCAUCGUCUUUUUCUCUCUGGUGUUUUCUGUAUUCGCCAUUGUCAUUGGUAUCAUACUUUACAACAAAUGGCAGGAACAGAGCCGAAAGCGCUUCUACUGAGCUCUCAUGCUGCCACCACCUGCGAGACUGUCACCCAUGAGAUGUGGAAGAAACAGGUGCUGGCCUGAGCACACAGCCUGAUGGGUCUUCUCUAGUCUCCAGUAGCUGGUCAUAGACUGUCACUGGAGCUUUGAAUGCAGGGUCCCUGAAGUCACGUGCUCAUCCAUGGGGACAUCUAACUCUGGUCUGGGAAGCUACCUACCCCAGGGCUAUGCUACUGUGUCGUGCCUUUCCCUGCUGUCUUUCCACGUGGGAGCAAAAAAGCAUGGAGAGAAUUUAUACACUUGUGAUACCAAAAUCACAGAGCAGAAUAUCAUGGCCCAGGCUGCCUUGUUCUUGGACUCAGAGGACCCUUCUGCUUCAUUUUUAAAUCCACAAAGAAUAGAAAACAGAUAAUGCCUCAUACCUUGCAGCCAUCCAUUCACUGGUUUUUGCUUUUUACCCUGAGGGGCUUUCUUUGGAAAUCAGGAUGAAAACUUCUUCCCUGUCUCACUUUAUUCUCUCCAUUCAUUGUCUUGUGUGCAACCUGAGCUGGAGAAGACAUUUGGAUGCCUUUCUGUUGGGGCCUGGGAUUGCACAACAAAUAGUUUCACUGGCCUUCAUUUGGUGGCCCUAGGGAGAGGGCUUUCUACUUUGGCUCACUACUCCAGCUUUCAUUCUCUAGGCUGGGUCUUAGGUCUGUUAGUGUGUCUGUGGCCUGCCUAAUCAAAUCGUUUCAGGCCUUCCAUCAAGUUUGGCUGAAAGUUUGUGUGCAAGUCUAGAGAAGCUUGGAAGACAUCAUGGAUGCUAUGGGAUUAACUGUGAAACUGGCCAGUUCCAGGUUAGAUACUGAAAGCAACAUUUAUCAUGUGGUCUGACCAGAUGGAAAUGUUUCUGGACUCAAUACAGCCUGCUUAGCUGCAUGUUUUAUGAUUUUUGGAAUCCCAUUUUGAAUGUUGAAAGUAUAAGGAAGCUUUCUUCUUAUAUCUUGAGCUUGAAUACUGCCCAAAGAGGACAUUUGGCAUCUUUUUCUUAAUGAGUAAGAAAUAGUUGCUGUUUUCAUGUUCCAAGUCUGGGAGCAUUAGACUCUUAUCAUCUGUGCCUAGAAGAGUUUGUUGUCUUUGAACAGCCUGAAUGCUGUCUUCUAUGUGUCAACCCUUAUUCCACUGCCUUAUCUGACAAGGGGUUAUAUGCUGCUCACCUGUCUGCCCUGUGAUUAAAUUGGUUACAGGCCAGAGUCUCCAGGAGGGCCUAGAACUCUGUGCUCUCCUAUGGACCUCUGUGGCCUAAAGGAAAUUCUUAAAAUGGCUGAUGGAACCAAACAUGA